AUGUCUGCCGUCGAGAUCUUCUAUGAACAACGAAACUUAACGCCCGAAGAGCUAGAAGAAAGGAACGCCGAGAAGAUCGAACUUGGCUCGGACCCACCGCUGAUUGACGACGUUCGCUAUCUCAUCGAUAUCAACUUAUAUUUGGACCCAAAUGUGCCGCUUAACCGUCUAGGCGCAGUUUCCAAGGCUAUUGGUGUUGAGCUGCGUCAGCGCCCUGUUGUGGAAGAUGCGGCCGAUUCGCGCAAUGGUGUGCCGUAUACCAUAUUGGUUAUGGCCUUGGACUUUUGUGGAGUUCCCGAUCUCUGUGAUGACACUAUCAAAAAGGUAGCGCAUGCAAUGGCUCAGGAGUUGAUCCGGCCCCUCGAGCAAGCUGACCGCGACGAACCCAUAGAGUUUCCCUAUUUGUCUGAAGGCGACGAAUUCGGUCUCUACCUGGCCAGGAAUGCCACUAACAAAGCGCCAGAAGAAUCUCACAACGAGUUCACAUCUGAAGAGGAGCUUCCAUUCGACGUGGCACCAUUUGAGGAUCCAUGGUCAAGUGAAGAUUGA
Messenger RNA from Aspergillus affinis, 549 nucleotides. RefSeq lists its product as uncharacterized. Lineage: Eukaryota; Fungi; Ascomycota; Eurotiomycetes; Eurotiales; Aspergillaceae. The transcript has a single exon. Bases 1 to 549 code for a protein of 182 amino acids. The record is from RefSeq and is a predicted model, not a curated record.